GGGGGGCGGGCGGGUGGUCGUAGGAGAGGCGGCGGCGGCGACGCUAGGGAGCGGGAGCGGGAGCGGCCCGCGGCGGCCGCAGGGGCCGGACCCGGGGCCGAGGAGGCGGAAGAGGCGGAGGACUCGCAGCCCGGGAGCGCCGGGCACGCGGGGGAGGCGGCCCCCUCCCCCGACUACCCCAAUCCCGGAGGCCGCCCCGAGGAGGGGGCUUGGGGGGAGCCGCCCCCGGGCCCCGGCGUCAUGAACUCCAACGUGGAGAACCUGCCCCCCCACAUCAUCCGUCUGGUGUACAAGGAGGUCACAACGCUCACCUCGGACCCCCCUGAUGGCAUCAAGGUCUUUCCCAACGAGGAGGAUCUCACGGACUUGCAGGUCACCAUCGAAGGCCCAGAGGGGACCCCCUAUGCAGGAGGCUUGUUCCGAAUGAAGCUGCUCCUGGGCAAGGACUUUCCCGCAGCCCCCCCCAAGGGCUUCUUCCUCACCAAGAUCUUCCACCCCAACGUGGGGGCCAACGGCGAGAUCUGUGUCAACGUGCUCAAAAGAGACUGGACGGCCGAGCUGGGCAUCCGCCACGUGCUGCUGACUAUCAAGUGCCUUCUGAUCCACCCGAACCCCGAGUCGGCGCUGAAUGAGGAGGCUGGCCGCUUGCUUCUGGAGGACUAUGAGGAGUAUGCAGCUCGAGCCCGGCUGCUGACAGAGAUCCAUGGCGGGGCUGGGGGCCCUGGGGCUGUGAGGGCAGCCAGGGGUGGUCCUGGGGGAGCUGAGGCUGGCCCAGCAGAGGCGGGCGCCUCCUCCUCAUCCCCGCCGGGCCCUGGGGCCGAAGGUCCCAUGGCCAAGAAGCAUGCUGGGGAGCGAGACAAGAAGCAGGCCGCCAAGAAGAAGACGGACAAGAAGCGGGCUCUUCGGAGGCUGUAGGAGGCCCCCACCCACCCCAGGAGGGCGUGGGGAGGAGGGGGCAGCUUUUGUAUCUUACUAAGUUAUUUAAAUUAUGCUGGGGAGGGGGGCAGUGGGAGGGGGGACUGGAUUUUUUUUCUAAAAUAAAGUUGAAAAAGCAGCA
Messenger RNA from Dromiciops gliroides (monito del monte), 1057 nucleotides. RefSeq names its product ubiquitin conjugating enzyme E2 S (gene UBE2S). Lineage: Eukaryota; Metazoa; Chordata; Mammalia; Microbiotheria; Microbiotheriidae. The record is from RefSeq and is a predicted model, not a curated record. The transcript is spliced from 4 exons. Bases 241 to 915 code for a protein of 224 amino acids.